AUGAAGGAAGGAGGGAAGGAAAACGGAAGGCAUCCAUUUUUAUUAGCAUUAAUUGUUGGUGAUAUCGACCUUAACGACCCGACAGCAAAUAAAGCAGCAACAAAAAUUCAGGCUGCGUUCAGAGGUCACCAAACAAGAAAAACAAUGAAACAGGGAGACGCAGAACCACAACAACAACAACAACAACAACAACAAAAUUUAAAUGAAGAAUUCAACGCCGAAAACAAAGAACUGUGCGAAGCCGCAAUUAAAAUUCAGGCAUCGUUUAGAGGACAUUUGGUAAGAAAAACAGCCAAUCGGAAAGACGAAGAAGAAUUAAGUAAAGAAUUGGAAAAAUUAGAUGCCAAGGCACCGGAAGAGGAAGAAUUAGACAUUGAUCUUAAUGAUCCGGAUUUACAAGUGGCAGCAACUAAAAUCCAAGCUUCGUUUCGUGGUCACAGAGUACGAAAGGAUAAACAAUCAGGUUCGAAUGAAUGA
Molecule: messenger RNA, 477 nt
Organism: Pediculus humanus corporis (human body louse)
Lineage: Eukaryota; Metazoa; Arthropoda; Insecta; Psocodea; Pediculidae
Exons: 4
Coding region: 1-477 (158 amino acids)
Molecular function (GO): calmodulin binding
Source: RefSeq, a predicted model, not a curated record